AUCAAGCACCUAGGCAUGCAGAAUACUUCUACAAACAUUUGUGAAAGAAUGGGCACUCUCAGUAGCUCAGUGAAUUCAAGCGUGGUACCGUGAUAGGUUGCCACCUGUGCAAUAAGUCCAUCUGUGAAAUUUCCUUGCUACUAAAUAUUCCACGGUCAACUGUUAGUGGUGUUAUAACAAAGUGGAAGCAACUGGGAACAACAGCAACUCAGCCACAAAGUGUUAGGCCACGUAAAAUGACAGAACAGGGUCAGCACACGCUGAAGUGCACAGUGCGCAGAAGUCGCCAACUAUCUACAGAGUCAAUGGCAAAAGACCUCCAAACUUCAUGUGGCCUUCAGAUCACCACAACAGUGCGUAGAGAGCUUCAUGGAAUGAGUUUCCAUGGC
This is a messenger RNA of Staurois parvus, 389 nucleotides long. The record is from the annotation of a GenBank genome assembly. Lineage: Eukaryota; Metazoa; Chordata; Amphibia; Anura; Ranidae.